Molecule: messenger RNA, 1860 nt
Organism: Sphaeramia orbicularis (orbiculate cardinalfish)
Lineage: Eukaryota; Metazoa; Chordata; Actinopteri; Kurtiformes; Apogonidae
Gene: eif3d
Product: eukaryotic translation initiation factor 3, subunit D
Exons: 16
Coding region: 107-1765 (552 amino acids)
Biological process (GO): translational initiation
Cellular component (GO): eukaryotic translation initiation factor 3 complex; cytoplasm
Molecular function (GO): translation initiation factor activity
Source: RefSeq, a predicted model, not a curated record
CGGCAGUCCGCCACUUCCUUUUACACCGGCUCUCGGUUCAGGGUUUUGCACGGACACGGGACCGCUGGAGUAAAACACUUUAACGGGUGUCACAUCAUUCACGGUCAUGGCCAAGUUCAAUGCCCCUGUGAUCCAGGACAACCCGUCCGGAUGGGGUCCCUGCGCGGUGCCCGAGAAGUUCAAAGACAUGCCCUACCAGCCCUUCAGCAAAGGAGACCGUCUGGGGAAGGUCGCUGACUGGACCGGAGCCACGUAUCAGGACAAGAGAUACACAAACAAAUACUCGUCCCAGUUCGGGGGGGGCAGUCAGUACGCCUACUUUCACGAGGAGGACGAGACCAGUUUCCAGUUGGUGGACACGGCCAAGACGCAGAAGACGGCGUACCAGAGGAACCGCAUGAGGUUCGCUCAGAGGAACCUGCGCCGGGACAAAGACCGACGGAACCUGACCCAGUUCAACAUGCAGACGCUGCCCAAGAGCGCCAAGCAAAAGGAGAGGGAUCGUCAGCGGCUGCAAAAGAAGUUCCAGAAACAGUUCGGGGUCCGUCAGAAGUGGGACCAGAAAUCUCAGGCCCAGUUAAAGCCCAGGGACUCCUCUGUGGAGGUGAGGAGCGACUGGGAGGUCAAGGAGGAGAUGGACUUCCCCCGCCUCAUGAAGAUGAGAUACAUGGAAGUGGCCGACCCCGUGGACAUCGAAUGCUGCGGCGCCUUAGAAUACUACGACAAGGCCUUCGACCGCAUCACCACCCGCAACGAGAAGCAGCUGAAGAGCAUCAAGAGGAUCUUCCACACGGUGACCACCACCGACGACCCCGUCAUCCGCAAGCUCGCCAAAACCCAGGGCAACGUGUUCGCCACCGACGCCAUCUUGGCCACGCUGAUGUGCUGCACACGUUCAGUCAACUCCUGGGACAUCAUCGUCCAGAGAGUUGGCAACAAGCUGUUCUUCGACAAGAGGGACAACUCGGACUUCGAUUUACUGACCGUCAGUGAGACAGCCAAUGAGCCUCCGCAGGACGAAGGAAACUCCUUCAACUCGCCACGAAACCUGGCCAUGGAGGCCACGUACAUCAACCACAACUUCAGCCAGCAAUGUCUGCGCAUGGGGGGAGAACGCCACAAGUUCCCCAACUCCAACCCGUUUGUGGAGGAGGACAUGGACAAGAGUGAGGUGGCGUCUGUCGCCUACAGGUAUCGCCACUGGAAGCUCGGGGACGACAUCGACCUGAUCGUUCGCUGUGAACACGACGGCGUGAUGACCGGCGCCAACGGAGAGGUUUCCUUCAUCAACAUCAAGACCCUGAACGAGUGGGACUCCAGGCACUGUAACGGGGUGGACUGGCGUCAGAAGCUGGACUCUCAGAGAGGCGCCGUUCUGGCCACCGAGCUGAAGAACAACAGCUACAAACUGGCCCGUUGGACCUGCUGCGCCAUGUUGGCCGGAUCUGAGUACCUGAAGCUGGGGUACGUGUCUCGGUACCACGUGAAGGACUCGGCCCGCCACGUCAUCCUGGGAACGCAGCAGUUCAAGCCCAACGAGUUCGCCAGCCAGAUCAACCUGAGCAUGGAGAACGCCUGGGGCAUCCUGCGCUGCGUCAUCGACAUCUGCCGCAAACUGGACGAGGGCAAGUACCUGAUCCUGAAGGACCCCAACAAGCAAGUGAUCCGGGUUUACAGCCUGCCCGACGGAACCUUCAGCUCCGACGAAGAGGAGGAGGAAGAGGAGGACGAAGAGGAUGAGGAGGAAGAAGAUGAGGAGAACUGAAAUGUUGUUUUGCUUCGAUGACUGCGACGUCGGCCUCAUUCACACAGAAACAUGGAAAUCAUCUGAACUUCCAAUAAAAACAACAGAUUCGGACA